AACCUGGCCAAAAGUGUGUGCCUCCCCAAGGACAUGGAGCACCACUUAAAGCAAUUAAACACCGAAAUGAAGUCAAUCCGGUCCACAUCGAAGUCCAUGAUCUUGGCCUUACAAAAGAACAAUAUUACUUACAAGAAAGUCCAAGAACUGAGAAAAACCACAAGGCAAGCAAUGGCGGAAGCCGAGGCAAAGGCGGUCGAGCUAGAAGAAGCCGAAAAGAGAAUGGCCGAGCUACAAGCGGAGAACGGCCGUCUUGCCGAUCUGGUUAGUUCGGCGGAGGUAGAGAGGCAGAAAGCGGCCAUUGCUAUGAAGGACAAAUAUCUGCGGGAGUUGGUGAAGCUUGAGAAGAGAAAAGACACCGAAAUAAGCGAACUAAAAAAGAGCGUGGAGGCGGCCGAAAAGGAGGGGUAAAAGCGAGGUUACAAGGAGGCAGAAGACGCCUAUGUCAAACAAUGCGACGCCACGAAGGAGCUGUUCUUUAAGUGCGGCUGGAGGGCGGCUGUGGAGAAGCUCGGUCAUGAUCAACAGACCGAGGUCUUCGACCCUCCAGCUUACUUUAUACCGAAGUCCCUUGCGGAGUAUGCAGAUGCCUUGCAACAAGAGUUUCUGGAGGACUCAGACUCUGAUGACUCCUCUGCUCCCGAAGACAUUCCGGUUGUAAGUGCAGACCCGUCACUUCGGUUGGAGCCUAUGGUGGAUGACCUACCUAUCGAACAGCCAAAUGAAACCGUGGUUCCAACCGAAAGCAUUCUGGCAACCGAGAGUGAACUUCCUCUUGCAACCGGUCUUCAAGUUGCUGGUGACGCUGUUUUUGACGCCGAAAUUGAAGAACUUUUUUCCUGAUUGUGUAUUUUUUCUUUGUUGCUCUUUGCCGUUGUAAUCGAACUAUGAACAUCCUUUGUAAUAGUUUCAAUGAAUGAAAAAUUUUGCUUUAACUCUUGUUCCGGUUCUGAUGGGUAUGCCUGUACUUUGUAAUGCUCCAGUUACUCCAACUGUUAUUUCGGUUUUAGAUGGUUAAACUAUACCUGCCAGCCAACCACUCCUUAGCCGAUAUGCUUACUU
Camellia sinensis is the source of this 1062-nucleotide messenger RNA. NCBI's taxonomy places the organism in Eukaryota, Viridiplantae, Streptophyta, Magnoliopsida, Ericales, Theaceae. The record is from RefSeq and is a predicted model, not a curated record.